GCUUGUCUUAUCAAUCUUAAUUAUGCAUUAAGUUAUAUUUGGACUUUAUACCUUUAUGUCUACAAUGUCUGAACAACAUAGUUUGGUUCUUCCUAGAGAUAAAAAAGGAAAACCUUUAGCAAGGAUUGUUUUGGUUAACGACCCCAUAAAAAAUAAGGAGUUUAAAUAUGCCAAUAACUAUGUUUCCACGGCUAAAUACUCUUUACUAACCUUUCUUCCCAAAAAUUUAUUUGAGCAAUUUUCAAAAGUGGCUAAUCUUUAUUUUUUAUUUUUAGCCAUCAUACAGCUCUUUCCUGAAGUGGCCGUGUUUCCUGUUUUUGCUGAGCUAUUUCCAUUAUCUUUUGUCGUUUUAAUUUCAAUGGUGAAAGAUGCUUUAGAGGAUUAUAAACGUCAUCGGAGUGAUAGAGAACUCAAUUAUAAAAAAGUUCUUGUUCUUCGUUAUAAAGAAUUUAUUAAAAUCCCUUGGAGCGAACUUUUAGUUGGUGAGAUUGUUAAAAUCUCCAAUAAUGAUUUUAUUCCAGCGGAUGUGCUUAUGCUCUACUCCGCUUCUGAAAAUGGAGGGGCUUAUGUAGAAACGGCUGAUUUGGACGGAGAAACGAAUCUGAAAUUUAAAACAGUCUCCAUGCGAACUUCAUUUUUAACGAACGAGGAAAAGUUAUCUCAGUUUAAGGCAACUAUUACUUCUGAGCCUCCGGAUGAUAAUUUGCACAAGUUUAACGGAAAAGUUCGAAUCCACAACGAGCCUCACAGUUUUUCAGUGAGCAUCGAACAAUUACUUUUACGAGGCAUGAAGCUACGCAACUGUGCGUAUAUUUAUGGCGUGUGCAUCUAUUGUGGGCACGAUACAAAACUCAUGAUGAACGCUGGAGGCCCUCGACUCAAGAGAACAAAACUGGAAAAGUUAACAAACACGCUUAUCAUCUAUAUUUUUUUGCUUCUCCUUCUUCUGAGCUUAAUAAGUUCUAUAUCUCGUUGUGUGUGGGAAGGAGGAACUGGUAAGAAGUUUCUCUUGUUUCUAUCGCUCAAGGACAAGCCUAAAGACUCAGUACUCGUUGUUAUUUUGGGGAUGUUCAUUUCCAUUGGCCUAUAUAAUGGCCUGAUCCCCAUCUCUUUAUAUGUCUCCGUCGAGCUUAUUCGACUUGUUCAGUCUUGGUUUAUCGACUCGGACCUCCAGCUUUACUGUUCUGAAACGGACACGCCGGGUGCUGCCAGGACCACCACUCUGAAUGAAGAGCUUGGACAAGUGAAUUAUAUAUUUACGGAUAAGACGGGCACGUUAACAAGAAAUAUAAUGAGGUUUAUCAAGUGUAGCAUCAAAGGCGUAAGCUACGGACACGGAGAGACGGAAGCGUCACGUGCUUAUAAAAAGCGCAUGAGACAGGAAAUUGGCGUUGCUGUUCCCAACAUUGAUUUCUCAGAUAACAAAUGGGCUGAUCCAAAUUUUCUUUUUGCUGAUACAAUAUUGUAUAAACUAGUUAAAGACCCAUCCAACGAACACGUUUACCGUUUUUUCCGGCUUCUUGCUUUGUGCCACUCCGUCCAAAUUGAGUGGGAAAAAGGAAAUCUCGUGUAUGCGGCGCAGUCUCCUGACGAAGGCGCAUUGGUUUCUGCCGCAAGAAACUUUGGCUUUGUUUUUAAAUCUAGAAAAUGUGGCAAAGUUGUUAUCGAGGUGCAAGGCAAAGAAGAAGAGUACGUUGUGCUAAGUACCUUAGAAUUCAGUAGCGAAAGAAAACGCAUGUCUGUUAUCGUACGAUGCCCCGAUAAUCGUAUUCGUCUGCUGACAAAAGGUGCUGAUAAUGUCAUUCUUCCUCUCUGCGUUUCUGAUAGUCAAGUAUUAAAAGAGACAAACGCCCAUCUGGAGCAGUACGCCACUGAUGGCCUCCGUAUCCUCACCCUCGCGGAAAGAGUGCUUGCUGAGAGCGAGUUUAACGCCUGGUUCGAGAGACAACAGAAGGCUACUUUGGAGCUUCACGACCGCACGAAAUACUUGGAAGAAAUAAAUAAUAAAAUUGAACAUAACCUGGAGCUACUCGGGCUCACUGCCAUUGAAGAUCGCUUGCAAGAAGGCGUGCCCGAUACCAUCGCCAAUCUGAGAAAAGCAGACUUGCACGUGUGGGUUCUAACCGGCGACAAGCAAGAGACGGCCAUUAAUAUAGGCUUUGCGUGCCAGCUGCUUCGUAACGACCAACAUAUCUUUGUGCUCUCGGGAAACGCCAAGGGUCGCGUUCUGGAGACUAUAUACGGCGUGCAGCAGCAGUUCGAGCAACUUAGCGAAGACUGUGAGAAGGCCCUCGUGAUCGACGGGGUUUGUCUGUCGUGUGCCCUCGAGGAUAAUAUAAAGUUGGAACUUCUCGAGGUGGCGAAGGCGUGCAAGGCUGUGAUUUGCUGCAGAGUCACACCACUGCAAAAAGCAAUGGUGGUCGAGCUCGUUAAAGAGAACUGCGAUGCCAUUACUUUGGCCAUUGGAGAUGGCGCUAACGACGUUAGCAUGAUCCAAGCUGCCCACAUUGGCGUGGGAAUUUCGGGUCUAGAGGGCAGACAGGCUGUUCUAGCGGCAGACUACAGUAUUGCCCAAUUUCGAUUUCUGGAGCGUCUGUUAUUGGUCCACGGGCGCCUCUCGUACAUGCGCAUGUCAAAGUUUUUACGGUAUUUUUUCUAUAAAAACUUUGCCUUUACCCUCGUGCAGUUCUGGUACCAAAUUUACACCGGAUGGAGCGGCGCUACCAUUUACGAUCCAUGGUUUGUGACUUUGUACAAUAUUGUCUUCACCUCAAUGCCUGUUAUGGCCGUGGCUGUUUUUGAAAAAGACACUGGCACCAAAUAUUCCCUUGCCAAUCCAGAUAUAUACUGUGUGGGCCAGGGAAAUUUGCUUUUUAACAAAGCCAUGUUCUUCAAUUAUUGUUUUUUGCUCGGUUUUUUUCAUUCGAUACUGUUGUUUUUUCUGCCUUUCGGAGCAGCUGCUGAUUUAGUACUUCCAGACGGGAAAAUGGCGGGAUUUAAUUGGUUUUCUGCUUUGGUUUCAGCCUCAUUGGUUAUCGUUGUUACCUGUACAUUGGCGCUGGAUAUCCUCGGCUGGACCGUAGUCAACCAUUGCGUUGUGUGGAUCUCACUACUAUCGUGGUUUAUAUUUGGAUGGUAUAUCUACUCGAUUCCUGCAUUCAUACCAAACACAGAUUUCUUUGGGGUUAUGCACGCCACGCAGGGAACUCUCGCCUUUUGGGCCACUUUGGUGCUCACCACAUGGACAUGCCUUUUUCCUGUAGUGUUAUACAAAUUUGCAAGACUCGUGUUUAACCCGACCUCCGUCGAUAUUCUGCGCGAGCAAAAUUACUUAAAAAAAAAUGAAGAGAAUAGUUCCCUUAAAAAUAAAGAGACGAGGUGUAAAAGUUUUUGCGCGGAAACAUCUAUAGUAGAGUUGUUAUAG
Molecule: messenger RNA, 3424 nt
Organism: Zophobas morio
Lineage: Eukaryota; Metazoa; Arthropoda; Insecta; Coleoptera; Tenebrionidae
Product: phospholipid-transporting ATPase ID-like
Exons: 31
Coding region: 56-3424 (1122 amino acids)
Biological process (GO): phospholipid translocation; Golgi organization
Cellular component (GO): plasma membrane; trans-Golgi network
Molecular function (GO): ATP hydrolysis activity; ATP binding; ATPase-coupled intramembrane lipid carrier activity
Source: RefSeq, a predicted model, not a curated record